UUAAUAAGGCGCUCUGUAUUUCUUAGAGCCGGAAUCGUAGAUGUUUUUAAAGUACAUUUACUGAGUUUUCGGAUACGAUGUGUACUACGACUGAAAAUGCAACACAAGACGAUUCCGAUGAUUUAAUCUUGGAGCUUGAACCUUUUCAUCACCCACGUCUAUAUGGUACCGCCGGUUGCGAGACAUGGAGCGUCUGCUUUUCACCAGACGGGUCGCACUUUGCCUGGUCGAUGGGUUAUGGUGUUGUGAAAGUGCUCCGCUGGCGUCUACCGGCCAAUGACUGUGCUGAUUCUAAUGACAGUGAAGAGAAAACGCUGAACUGCGAGCAUACUGUUUGGGGGAUGGCGUUUGGACCGCGCCUGUCAAAUCGCGCAACGGCUGUCGGGGAGAUUGGGAAAGGACUGCACCUAGUAACCGGCCUCCACACCGGUGUGAUCAAGGUGUGGGCCGUCUCUACCGGGCAGCUACUGUUAAGUUUGACUGGACACAAGUCUGUUGUCAGAGAUUUGGUUUUCGCACCAAACGGAACUCUCACUCUCGUAUCGGCCUCCAGAGACAAAACAUUGAGAAUCUGGGACUUGUCAAAGAAAGGUGCACCGUGUCGUGUCCUGACUGGCCCAAACUACUGGGUGUUCAAAUGUUCUGUCUCUCCAGACAGCAGCAUGAUCGCCUCGGUUUGCAAUCUCGACUCGAAAGCUUAUCUAUGGAGCCUGAGAUCCCACACCCUCAUCAGGAUCCUGAAAUAUGACCAUGAGCGUACCAUGAUAUCGUGUGAUUUCUCUAUGGAUGGAGCACUGCUUGCUAUCGGUUCAUUUCACACUAAGACAGGAUGGUGGCUGGACUUAUGGGAUCCCUACACUGCUGAUCACCUGACUAAAAUAGAGGACUGUGACACAUGUAUAUACAAAAAUGACAAUCUGCUCACAGCUUUGAGUUUCUCACCUGUAGCCCCUCAACUGGCAUUCAAAGACUAUAGGGCGUUACAGAUUUGGGACAUGGAACAAGAUAAACUGGUUUUGGAGUCGGAUCAUAACCGGGUCAGCGGGAUAUGCUGUGCCUUUCACCCUUUGGGUAGCAUCAUUGCUACAGGAUGUCGAGAUGGUCACGUUAAGUUCUGGAGAGUUCCACGCCUAGUUCCAAGCCUGCGCCACCUGUGUCGGACUGCACUUAGACACUCGGUGUCCACCUUUCAGGUGAGGGCUCUGCCCCUCCCAAAGAAACUCCUGGACUUUCUCACCUACAGGACCAUUCCUAAGAGAAAAAUCUUACGAUGUACUGAACACCACCGCUGAUGGCUAGCAGCUUCAGUUGG
This is a messenger RNA of Electrophorus electricus (electric eel), 1312 nucleotides long. It is a transcript of the gene wsb2, whose product is annotated as WD repeat and SOCS box containing 2. The record is from RefSeq and is a predicted model, not a curated record. Gene Ontology annotation, molecular function: protein binding. NCBI's taxonomy places the organism in Eukaryota, Metazoa, Chordata, Actinopteri, Gymnotiformes, Gymnotidae. Gene Ontology annotation, biological process: intracellular signal transduction; protein polyubiquitination.